Molecule: messenger RNA, 2684 nt
Organism: Sarcophilus harrisii (Tasmanian devil)
Lineage: Eukaryota; Metazoa; Chordata; Mammalia; Dasyuromorphia; Dasyuridae
Gene: GNPAT
Product: glyceronephosphate O-acyltransferase
Exons: 16
Coding region: 373-2427 (684 amino acids)
Biological process (GO): ether lipid biosynthetic process
Cellular component (GO): mitochondrial membrane; peroxisomal membrane; peroxisome
Molecular function (GO): glycerone-phosphate O-acyltransferase activity
Source: RefSeq, a predicted model, not a curated record
AUUGGCUAAAGGGGUGUGGCGCUACCUUCCUCAGGAGAAGCGCCAGGUAGGAACCGACCUUCCAACUCCUAAUAGCAGGCUUCGGGCCCGCUGAGAUAAGGAAGCCUCGGUUUAUUUUGGCUAGGGACUCAAGAGGCGGAGAAAAGGUUUGUUUAGGAAGGUCUCGGUCUGUUCUCUCCCAGCUCCCCAGAGGGAGGAGGAAGCUCUGUUCCUAAGUCCUGCGUUCCCCCAGCGAGGAACUGUAAGGCAGCCUAAGGAGGCAGGACUAGAGACAGUAAAAAAAAAAGAGAAACAAUCGAUCACCUGGGCUGGUUUUCUGGGAUUUACUUUUUGUUUCAUUUUAUUUUCCCUUUCGGAACGACAGAGGAAGGCAUGGAGAAGACUGUGAACUUGGCAACUGUAUCCCCAAGUACCCCGCUGCCCAGAGCGCUCAAGAGGCAGAAGGAACGGCACGGCCCACAGAAAGAACUUAAAAAGUGGGAUGAAUUUGAAGAUAUGUUGGAAGAGAGGAGGCAUUUCAGUGACCUGAAAUAUGCAAUGAAAUGCUAUACACCUACUGUUUACAAGGGGCUUUGCCCUUGCAAACCAGAUAAAAUUAAACGUUGUGUUCUCAAAUCUGAGGAGGUUCAGUAUAUUAUCAAGCAGAUAUCCAAGGAAACACAUGAGUCCACUGAUAUAAUUCAAGAGGAAGCUUCUGUAAUCCUGGAUGAAAUGGCUCACAAAUUGCGUUUGGGAGCCAUCCGAUUUUUUGCUUUCAGUUUGAGUAAAGUGUUUAAACGUAUUUACAAGAAGGUGUGUGUGAAUGAAGAAGGUAUUCAGAGACUACAACGGGCUAUUCAGGAGCAUCCAGUCGUUCUGCUGCCUAGUCAUAGAAGUUAUAUUGAUUUUUUGAUGCUGUCUUAUGUUUUAUACACCUAUGAUUUACCUGUACCUGUCAUUGCAGCAGGAAUGGACUUCCUGGGAAUGAAAUUGGUGGGUGAGCUGCUACGAAUGUCAGGUGCUUUUUUCAUGCGACGUACGUUUGGUGGAAAUAAACUCUAUUGGACUGUGUUCUCUGAAUAUGUAAAAACCAUGUUACGGAAUGGUUAUGCUCCAGUUGAAUUUUUCCUUGAAGGAACAAGAAGCCGUUCUGCUAAAACCUUGACUCCCAAAUUAGGUCUUCUCAAUAUUGUGAUGGAACCAUUUUUUAAGAGAGAAGUUUUUGACACCUACUUGGUUCCAAUUAGCAUCAGUUAUGAUAGGCCAUUAGAAGAAACUCUAUAUGCACAUGAACUUCUAGGAGUUCCUAAGCCAAAGGAAUCAACAACUGGCCUAUUGAAAGCAAGGAAAGUACUCAAUGAAAAUUAUGGAAGCAUUCAUGUGUACUUUGGAGAACCUUUAUCACUCCGAUCCAUAGCAAAUGGGAAAAUGAGUCGAGGUCCAUAUAACUUAGUUCCCAGACACAUCCCCCAGAAACCCUCUGAGGAUAUGCAUGCAUUUGUUAGUCAUGUUGCAUACAAACUGGAACUUCUACAAAUUCAAAAUAUGGUUCUGAACCCAUGGAAUCUGGUAGCUACUGUAUUUCUUCAGAAUUUACCAAGAAUGGACUUUGAUAUUUUGGUUAAAAAGACUGUUUGGCUAAAAGAUUUAACACAAACUUUUGGAGGAUUUCUAAUUUGGCCUGAUAAUAUAGCUGCUGAUGAAGUUAUACAUUCUUCCCUUCUUCUACAUUCUAACAUCGUCAAUUUUAACAAGGAUCAGGUGAUUUUGAAAGAGGAAAGUGAAGAACCAGGAACUGCUGAAGGACUUGUUUUCCAGCAUAUCACUAUACUCAUGUGUGUGGCUUACAGAAAUCAGCUGCUUAAUAUUUUUGUCCGCCCUUCUUUUGUGGCUAUAUCACUGCAGAUGACGCCUGGUUUCAGGAAAGAGGACAUCUACAGCUGCUUUGACUUCCUACGUGAUGUGUUUUCAGAUGAAUUCAUCUUCUUUCCAGGAAAUGCACUGAAGGACUUUGAAGAAGGCUGUUACCUGCUUACUAAAAAUGAAACCAUUCAAGUGACUCCACAGGACAUUUUAGUUACAGACAAGGGAGAUACUGUGGUAUCAUUUUUAGCAUUACUCUUUAAGCCCUUUGUGGAAGGUUAUCGGAUAAUUUGUCAAUAUCUCCAGAAAGAGGAAAAUGAGGGUUUCACUGAGAAGCAAUACUUAACAGGAAUUAGAAACUAUAAUUACUGUCUUCUUCAAUCAGGAGAAUCUGAGUGUUAUGAGCUGCUUUCUUCUGAUAUGCACAAAAAUGCAUUAGCAGCUCUUGUUCGACUGGGCGCAGUAUCAAAAAACAAAGUAAAUGAUGAAUAUACUUAUAAAGUGAAUGAUGAAGCCAUCAUAAAGUUAGAAGAAAUGCUUGGUGCCAAAAUACCCAUAGGAAAACCAGUAACAGCAAGACUUUAAUCCUUCUCUGCAAUUGUAUGAGGAAGAAUGUUGCAGAAUGACUAUUUAAAAACAAAGCAGGAAUUUAGAAGAAAUACAUUACCUAUCAUCCCUCUAACUCGACGUCUUUGGAAGUAUAUAAUAAAGGAGAAAAAAGGUGUUCAACUGAAGAAAUGAGUGUGGGCCUUUGAACUCUUGAUGCUAAAAACUGCAUUUGUAUCAUCUUCCCUGAGUGUUUUUGAAUAAAAUAAUCUUUUGGAUACAUAUUUGGAAAAACA